Messenger RNA from Mauremys reevesii (Reeves's turtle), 627 nucleotides. Its product is annotated as zinc finger protein 154-like. The annotation marks the transcript as partial. Gene Ontology annotation, biological process: regulation of cytokine production; negative regulation of transcription by RNA polymerase II; regulation of immune system process. The transcript has a single exon. Lineage: Eukaryota; Metazoa; Chordata; Testudines; Geoemydidae. The record is from RefSeq and is a predicted model, not a curated record.
GGGAAAAGCUUCACUCAGAGAUAUACCCUUAACUCUCAUCAGAGAAUCCACACACAAGAGCGACCCUACGAAUGCUGCAAGUGCGGGAAAAGCUUCACUCCGAGAUCAGCCCUUAUCUCUCAUCAGACAACGCACACGGGAGAGCGACCCUACGAAUGCUGUGAGUGCGGGAAAAACUUCACCCGAAGCUCAAACCUUACUAGGCAUCAGAGGGUCCACACAGGAGAGAGACCUUAUGAAUGCCGUGAGUGCGGGAAAAGUUUCAGUCACUUCUCCUCCCUUAUCUCUCACCAGAGAGUCCACACAGGAGAGAGACCCCAUGAAUGUUGCGAGUGUGGAAAAAGCUUCUCUCGGAGCUCAAACCUUACUAUGCAUCAGAGGGUCCACACAGGAGAGAGACCUUAUGAAUGCCGUGAGUGCGGGAAAAGUUUCAGUCACUUCUCCUCCCUUAUCUCUCACCAGAGAGUCCACACAGGAGAGAAACCCUAUGAAUGCAGUGAGUGCGGGAAAAGCUUCUCUCGGAGCUCAACCCUUGUCACACAUUACACAGUCCACACCGGAGAGAAACCCUAUGAAUGCAGUGAGUGCGGGAAAAGCUUCACUCAUAGCUCAGGCCUUUCUAAACAU